Molecule: messenger RNA, 1545 nt
Organism: Trichoderma virens Gv29-8
Lineage: Eukaryota; Fungi; Ascomycota; Sordariomycetes; Hypocreales; Hypocreaceae
Exons: 5
Coding region: 1-1545 (514 amino acids)
Biological process (GO): carbohydrate transport; transmembrane transport
Cellular component (GO): membrane
Molecular function (GO): carbohydrate:proton symporter activity
Source: RefSeq, a predicted model, not a curated record
AUGUUUGGUGACAUAUCUAUCAAGGUCAAAGGGGCCGACUGCGGCUUCGACGCCCUGUUCCUUGCCGUCAUCACCUCGAUUGGCGGCUUCCUUUUCGGUUACGAUAUCGGCCAGAUCUCCGGCACAAUCCUCUUCAACAAUUUCGUCGAGCGGUUCCUUAGCGAUGGCUCACCCACUAUCAAAUCUCUUCUUGUCUCUUUCUUCAGCAUUGGCUGUCUUGUUGGUGCUCUGAGCGGCGCGUAUAUGUCGGACUGGUUUGGACGACGAAUCAGCAUCGCUAUUGGGGUGUUCAUCUUCUUCAUGGGAGAUGUCAUUCAGGUUACCGCAACUAAGAGCUGGGUCCAUCUCACCAUGGGCAGAUUUGUUGCAGGCCUCGGGAUCGGCAACCUUUCUGUUGGUGUUCCCAUGUUCCAAUCUGAGUGCGCUCCACGUGAGAUUCGAGGAGCCGUCGUCGCUUCAUACCAGCUCCUAAUCACCAUUGGUAUACUGUUUGGUAACGUUGUCUGCUAUUUCAUGCGCCCCCAUCAAGAUGAAAACGACUCAUGGCGCCUCGUCAUCGGCCUGGGAGCCUUCUAUUCGAUUCCUCUUGGAAUUGGCAUUUUCUUUGCUCCAGAAUCACCAAGAUGGCUUGCUGGCAGGGACAACAAAGAUCCUGGCAAUGUCCUUGUUGAGAACGACAUGCACGAAAUGAAGGAAGUUUUGGCGUUGGAACGCCAGAGCGGCAGUGCCUCGUGGAUUGAGUGCUUCUCGCUCAAGUCAAAGGUUCCCAAGACCCGAUAUCGUACCCUCCUGGGUAUGGGCCUUCAUUUCCUGCAGCAAUGGACCGGCAUCAAUUACUUCUUCUAUUACGGUACUACCAUCUUCUCAACUGCCGACAUCAAAGAUCCAUUCCUGGUGCAGCUUAUUCUCGGCGCCGUCAAUGUUGCCACCACUCUUUUCGCCGUCUAUCUAGUUGACAAGCUUGGUCGCCGAUGGCCUCUGAUUCUCGGCGCAUUAUGGCAAGCUUUUUGGAUGACGAUUUUUGCCUCUAUUGGCACCGCGACCAACCAUUCCGCACCUUCGAAUACCUUGGGUGUCGUCAUGAUCCUGUCAGCCUGUAUGUUCAUUGCUUCGUUCGCGGCUACCUGGGGUCCCAUUGCCUGGGUUGUCAUGGGCGAGACGUUUGCUCUACGCACGCGUGCAAAGCAGGCCUCAUUGGCCACAGCAGCCAAUUGGCUUGGUAACUUUUUGAUCGGGUUCCUCACCCCGCAUGCCGAUAAAGGCUUGUCGUACGCGUUUGGGUUCAUCCUAGCCAGCGCCAAUCUCGCCGCUGCCGCCAUAGUUUGGAUGUACUUGUACGAGUCAUCGCUCCUCAGUCUAGAGAGCGUGGACAUCAUGUACAGCAUGCACGACCUUGCGCCAUGGGAGAGUGCCCGCUGGGUACCCCCCGGAUACGUCACACGCCAGGAGCGAGAUGAGCAGCAUUUCCGCAGAUUGAGCAUACAAGAAAUGGUGGAGAUGGCGAACAGGGAGUCCAGUGCCAAGUCGGACGAGAAUACCGCCUGA